AGCGGGGCGAUGGCGACUCGCUUGUUGUUUCCUUCUCACCCAUUACACGAGCAAGGGCGUUAAAAAGCGGCGGUUUAUUUUCACGCAACCAACGAGGAACAAAGUUAGCUGCUGGUGUACAUUUUUUUAAGAAUAACGUGAACUAUUAUUCACUAGUAUGGUCGUCGCUUUAUGUAAAGACCUAUAAUCAAAUGUACAAAGCGAUAAUUUAGAUCCCCAAAGGCCUUCCUUUACGUAAUUAAGGAACAAAGCUUUUGAGCUUAAUUAUUGAGCUAAGUUUAUUACUACAGAUCUACGUGUUAAUAAGGACAACUUGAAAUACACUUGGUGCUUGGCUGGUGGUAGAAGCGAUAGUUAUCCAGACAAAAGCUAACAACACUAGAAUAAAAGCCAGAAAGAAGAGAAUCGUGCUUUCAUCAGAAGCAAGAGAAAAAAACCGGAAAACUCAGAAAACUGCGUGUUUCAACAGAAGAAACAAUUAUGAGUCGUGAGACAACUUCCAAAAUGGAAAGUGAGCCCUCGAAAAUGACGUUUACCGUUCGGUUUGAGAACACCGUUCGACAGGUUGACGAAACGUUGAUGGAGCUAAAGAACGAAGACAAAAGUAACGAAGGGGUUGAGAACGACGUUUUUGACGAACACAGCAACAGCGACGGCUGGGACACUGAUUUAGAGGCACCCCCAAAAGACACACACAAGAACCGCAGAGGAGCAGAUGCCACUGGAAAAUCAGCCUAUCUGAGAACUUGUCGCAAGCUUGGGGUUUCGCCAGUCACUGCCAUUGUUGAUACGAUUCACACUGCGGAGAUUUCGUUGGCACAUCACGGCCUGGGGUUGCAAGGUGGAAGAGCGCUCGCCAAGGCGCUUGUGAAAAGCACCACAGUGGAGAAACUCGACUUACAAGAGAACAAUCUUGGCGAGGAAGGGGUGGACUGUUUCGCCAAGAUGUUCCUCGAGAACUGUUUCAUAAAGUGGGUGAACCUUGCUGGGAAUAUGAUGAGCUCAAAUGGGGCGCGAGUGAUGGGGAGUGUUAUCGCGCAAAACAAGUACUUGCAGUGGCUUGAUCUUUCGUUUAAUAACUUUGUUGACAAGGAUGCCAAACCACUUGCCGACGGUUUGAUGAGCAAUACAAGCAUUAAAUUCUUCAGCUUGAGUCAGAACUCUUUUUGCGAAGCAGGCGGAGAGCUAAUAGGCCCGGCUCUAGCGGAAAAUAACAGUAUUACCGAGCUAAACCUAAGUUGGAAUCACUUGAGGUUGAAAGGUGCCAUUGCAAUCUGCAAAAGCAUGAGAGAAAACAGCUCAAUAGAGAUCUUAGAUCUGUCCUGGAAUGGUUUCGCGGAUGAAGGCGCUGAGGCCAUGGGUGAGUCGCUCAAAAAGAAUGACACACUCCUCGUGCUGGAUUUGAGCCACAACCGCAUCACAGAGAAGGGGGCGCUAGGCUUGGCGAAAGGUCUGCAGAUCAAUAAAACAUUACGCGUUCUAAAAAUAGGAUUUAAUCCUCUCGGAAACACUGGCGCUUACACGCUCAUUAAAGCGUUCAACGCUAACGCUGACUCAGCUUUGGAAGAGCUUUACCUGGACAAUAUCACAGUAAAGAAAAACUUUUUAGUGCUCUUGGAGGAGUUUACAAAGAACCGGCCCGCUUUCCAGAUUGCGUAUGGUGCCUCGAGCCACAACAACAGUAAACGAGGCUCCCUGGCUAGUUCCUAUGGCAACGAGGACAACGAUCCCGGAAGAAGGGUGAAAAACGACUUGUUGACUGCGCUGAAGACUUUCCUGUCGGAGAAAAGGUUGCGCGCGGUGGAUCUUUUCAACUGCUUGGAUAAGGAUAAAACGCAAAGCGUGUCCCCUGAAGAAAUGUUCACGGGUUUAAAAAAACUCAAAGUGCCGCUUACAGACGCGCAGCUCAAAAGGCUGAUCCGCCUUCUUGACAAAGAUGGAGACGGAGAAAUCGAUUACGGGGAAUUCGCUGCCGUCAACGAAGUUUAGAGCAUUUGAUUGUUCUUUAACUUGUUAACAAUAACGUGAAAACUGUUGGGCUGAUGUACAGCCAAAUUCUCACAACAAACAGUGAAGAAAAUGUGUAGCAAUUACUGAGGAGAAUUUAUAUUCCAACUGCGCAUGUAAACAAACAGGUGGUAUUAAGCUCACAGGCUGUAAUCAGCAUGAUAAGGGAUGGUAUAGAAUUAUAUAUAUACGAUUAAGGUUUUAAUUAAACGGGCCUAGCAUCUAAGCCUUUAUGUACAUUUUGUUUAAAGGAGGUACUUCACGGUUUGCGCAUCUCAAAAAUUUUAACCUAAAUCUUUCAAGUUCGUCGU
Molecule: messenger RNA, 2318 nt
Organism: Orbicella faveolata
Lineage: Eukaryota; Metazoa; Cnidaria; Anthozoa; Scleractinia; Merulinidae
Molecular function (GO): calcium ion binding; protein binding
Source: RefSeq, a predicted model, not a curated record